Messenger RNA from Staurois parvus, 1779 nucleotides. Lineage: Eukaryota; Metazoa; Chordata; Amphibia; Anura; Ranidae. The record is from the annotation of a GenBank genome assembly.
AUGAAUCCUUCCAUUGGAAGAUCCAGGAAUCCGAUCCUUCCACCAAUCCCCAGUGCCAGGGAUAGGAAGUUUCUGCUCAGCCUUGAGGACUUCAUAAAGACAGAGACUGAGAAACUGUCAGCUGCUGGUCAGUUGGAUGAUGAACAGCAGUAUAUUAUCUAUGGACAAGUCUUUGAGAAGUUAAUUGAGCAUUGUGCGGAAUAUCAAGACAUUCUUACUGCAAUCAAGCAGGAAUAUGAGGAGUUUAUUGAUGUGCUCAGACAGGGAGAAAUAGAUGCCACCCAUCUGCAGGCCAAGCUGAAAAGCCUGACAUCUGAGCCCACCACCCUCAUGUAUUAUAGGAAGAGGGCCACAGAGCUGGAAGAGAGGAUUGAAUUAAUUAAUCUGGACUCUGAUAGAAUUGAACGUGAAUUGCAAAAACUGCUCAAACAGACGAGCAUGAAGCACCCUCCAGUAAAGGAGAAAUCACCUGAAAAGGAGGAAAUAAACCCCUACUCUCUGAUCCCAGGCAUGUCUAUAGAAGAUUCUCUUGAUAUGGCCGCACUUGAAAAUUACCAGCAACAGUUAGAUGACAAGAAGCAACAACUCAUUUCCAGCAUGAAUACCAAAUAUGUUCCCAUCCAAAGAAAACAGGAACUGGAUUUAAAACUAAGCCUUGCCCUCCAAGAAAGGGAAGAAGCUGAACUAUUAAACAAGAAACUGAUGGACAGUUACCAGAAGAAAAGAGUCAUUGCAGAUGCAAUAUCGUUUUGGGCAAAAUCUAAUAAAAAUGUUGGUCUCUAUGAGACAUUAGCGGAAGUGAUAGAGAAAGAAAGUGAAUUGAAAGCUACAGAUGAGUCAGCACCCACUAAUGUGUUUGAUGAUCUGGAGCCAAGGAAGAGUAUGGAAGCUGAAUCCUUACUAGAAUAUGUAGAAAGAUUUAAUGAGCUGUUAGUCAGCGGACAGUACAAGGCUGCGGCUCUCUAUGCAGCUCACAGUCCCAGGGGCAUUCUCAGAAAUAUAGAAACCAUGGAGAGGUUUAAAGCUGUUAUACAGCCUAAAGACCAGGAUCCUCCUUUGCUGUUAUUUUUUGAGGCUGUCAUUGGCUCCAGUAAUUUGGCCAGGCAUCCUGUUAAUGCAGCACUCACACUGGAGGGAGUUAAAUGUGCUUUAGCCAACAAUAAGGUAGAACUAGUCGUUCAUUGGGUAACUCAACAAAGGGUGACAUUUUCUGAGCCUCUCGGCGAUGUGAUUUGGGAUUAUGGAGAGAAAGAGCCACAGCACAAGGUCACAUGCCUGGCACUGGCCCAGCUGAUCUACAGAAAAUGCUCUAGCCUUAGGAAGGCGGCUCUCUGUAUGUGUGUACAAGGACAAAUCCAGGGAGUCCUCGACUACACCUACCAGAGCAAACGCUUUUUAUUAGAUGAUUACCUAUUCCUCCUUAAGAAAUGUCCUACCAUGGAGCUUAUUAAUGGUUUGACCAAAGAGUGGGAUGGGAAGCCAGCAGCACUGUCUGUAGGUCAGGCUGUGUUAUCUCUGCUGUGCACAGAUCACAAGGAAUAUGGAUUCAAACUGCUGGAGAACAUUGGCCAGUGUGGAGAAGAUGCUCUGGAGCAAGUCAUUCUUAAUGAUGCAGUGUGCACAGCAGAAGGGUGGGUGGAAAUUGCAGAAGAAUGCUCCAACAACAACUACAAGCAACUGUCUGAAAGGAUCAUGUCUGUUGUCACAUCACAAGAUGGAGUAGUGGAGAUCCCCCCGAAAGACGAAGAUGCAAAAAUUAUGGAACACGUCUACAUGUAA